AUGGAUGUGGACGCAAAGUGCAGCAACAAUACCUCUCCCUCUGUGUGCUCUGAAGAGUCAUCCGGUCCACUUGCUGUCAUUAUCAUCCCCUCUCUGUUGGCUCUGAGCACAGUUUUAGUGGUGGCUCUGAUUUUAUGCAGCCUCUAUAAGAACAAACAAAGAAGACAGAGGACCGCAGCUCAUUGUGCAAAUGGCCAGCGGAGUGUAUCCCUGACUGCAGAUUCUGUAAGCGCUCAAAAGGUCCAGGCAGCUUUGUAUCCCUGGGAAGUCCCUGAAGAGUGUGUUCUUGAGGGACUACAGUUUUGGCAGACAGGUCGCUAUGGCCCUAUUUGUAAAGGUUUGCUGAAGAAGAGAGAUGGUGCCUCCUCUGCUGUGGUGGUCAAGACCCUCCGAGAUGGCCCCAACCAGCCUGAAGCUAAGGAGUUUGUGCAGUGGGUCCUCUUCCAUGCCACAGUGUGUAAACAUGAGAAUGUGGUGCAGAUGUUGUACUGUCAGACCAAGCGUCCACCUAUGUACCUGAUCUUGGAUGGCUACAACCCAGGGAACCUCCUUCACUUCCUCUGGACGCUCAGAAAUACAAAUUCAAGCACUGCAGAUCCAUUACAGAGCUUCUCUGAGAGGUCAGUGUUUCUGGUGGCAAAGCAGGUUGCGGCCGGUCUGGAUUACCUGAUGUCAGAGCACAGGCUGGUGCAUGGCAAUGUUGCUGCCAGGAACAUCUUAAUUGGCCCGGGUCUCUCAGCCCGAGUGUGUGGGCUGGGUGUGGCAUUUAGAGGACGCAAAAUGGAUUCAGCAAUUAGGAAGAGAGCAACAGAGGUGCCUCUGAAAUGGCAAGCUCCAGAGAGGAUUAUGAUGCAGCUCAGUAUCGACAGGAGCGACGUGUGGUCAUUUGGAAUCUUACUGUAUGAGCUGAUUACUCUAGGCUCUCCUCCAUAUCCUGAACUGGAGCCUCCGUCAGUGUUUCAAAAGCUACAGGCAUCUUAUCGAAUGAAGAGACCAAAGAACUGUGGGGGACCUUUGUACGACCUGAUGAAGUACUGUUGGAUGUGGAGUUUCAAAGACCGACCGGCAUUUUCAGCUGUCAUAAAGCUGUUGGAGUCAUCACUUGACCUCGCUGCUACUAAACCUGUUUGUGUUCCAGAGGUCAUCGAUGUGCUUGAGUAUAACAGACAGGCUGGGCUGCUCUCAUCGAGUCAUGCAAUAACCUAA
Molecule: messenger RNA, 1206 nt
Organism: Stegastes partitus (bicolor damselfish)
Lineage: Eukaryota; Metazoa; Chordata; Actinopteri; Pomacentridae
Product: tyrosine-protein kinase STYK1
Exons: 9
Coding region: 1-1206 (401 amino acids)
Biological process (GO): protein phosphorylation; multicellular organism development; positive regulation of kinase activity
Cellular component (GO): signaling receptor complex; plasma membrane
Molecular function (GO): transmembrane receptor protein tyrosine kinase activity; ATP binding
Source: RefSeq, a predicted model, not a curated record